AUGUUGUCUGUCGCAGACGAGAUCAAGCAAUCCGCACGAACACUUGCCUACGACCUGAUGCUUCAAUACACCGGCAACCAGACUGGCAUGAUUCCCGGUAUUCUUCCUGGACCACCGACCGAGCACAAGGGCGACUACUACUGGUGGCAGGGCGGCGCCAUGAUGGGAACUUACAUCGACUACUGGAAGCUGACGGGCGACACCAGUUAUAAUGCUGUUGUGACCCAGGGCAUGCUGCAUCAGACUGGCGAGAACGGCGACUAUAUGCCCGAGAAUCACACUCUUUCGCUGGGCAACGACGACCAGGGUUUCUGGGGUAUGUCUGCCCUGCUCGCCGCCGAAAACAAAUUCCCCGAUCCGCCCGAGGACCAGUAUCAAUGGCUCGAGUUGGCCCAGGCUGUAUGGAAUACCCAGGUUCAGCCCAAGCGUCAUGACGCCGAGUGCAAUGGAGGAAUGCGCUGGCAGAUUCCUUCGACCAACACUGGUUACAAUUACAAGAACACCAUUUCCAAUGGCAUCUUCUUCAACAUGGGUGCCCGACUGGCUCGAUAUACCGACAACGCGACAUACGCCGAAAAUGCCGAAAAGACCUGGGAUUGGCUAUGGGCCGUAAACUACAUCGACCAUGACACAUGGAACGUAUACGACGGAGGCCAUGUUGAACACAACUGUACCGACAUUGACAAGCAAACCUUUUCCUACAAUGCCGCCGUCCUCUUGCAGGGGUCCGCAUUUAUGCAUGCAUUUACCAAGGACGAGAAGUGGAAGACAAGACUGGACAAGCUACUCGAGGCCGUUCUGAAACGAUUCUUCCCCGAGGAUGUCGCAUACGAAGCCAGCUGUGAGCCCAAUAAGGGCUCCUGCACCCCUGACAUGCUGUCGUUCAAGGGUUACCUCCACCGCUGGAUGGCCGUCGUUGGCCAGGUCGCGCCACACACCCACGACAAGAUCAAGGACGUGCUGCGCAAGUCCACCGAGGCCGCCAUUAGCCAGUGCACGGGGGGCGAUACGGGCCGCGCUUGCGGAUUCUACUGGUCGGAGAAGAAAUUCUACCCCGUAACGACGGAUCACACGAGCGGUGCUGGGGAGGCCAUGAACGUCUUGGCGGCGGUUUCGUCCUUGCUGAUUGACGAUGUGGAGGAGCCUACGACGAACAAGACGGGCGGCACGUCCAAGGGCAAUCCCAAUGCUGGUGAGAAGAGUAAGGACCCGAAUAUGAGGGAGUUCAGGCCCAUCACCGCCGGUGAUCGGGCUGGUGCCAGCAUCCUCACUAUUCUGGUCGCACUGGGCAGUGCUGCCUUCUUCUACUGGAUCACCGCCACUGAUUGA
Messenger RNA from Clonostachys solani, 1329 nucleotides. Lineage: Eukaryota; Fungi; Ascomycota; Sordariomycetes; Hypocreales; Bionectriaceae. The record is from the annotation of a GenBank genome assembly.